Molecule: messenger RNA, 3285 nt
Organism: Uranotaenia lowii
Lineage: Eukaryota; Metazoa; Arthropoda; Insecta; Diptera; Culicidae
Exons: 6
Coding region: 1-3285 (1094 amino acids)
Biological process (GO): proteolysis; DNA integration
Molecular function (GO): aspartic-type endopeptidase activity; zinc ion binding; nucleic acid binding
Source: RefSeq, a predicted model, not a curated record
AUGAAGGCUAAAUUGUUGCAUCUUGGAGGCGUUGAACUUCAACGUGUAUUCCGGAGUUUGCCUGGUCACGAUAAAGUACCUUUGGUCGCCGUAGACCCGCGAGUGUACGACUUGGCUGUCGAACUACUUGAUGGCUAUUUUCAAGCAGGCCGUCAAUACGUGAUUGAAAGAAGGAAACUACGGCAGAUCAAACAAAGGGAAGGAGAAAAGUUUUCGCAUUUCGUUCUGCGGCUUCGGCAGCAAGCUAGGUGUUGUGGAUUUGAGAAACAUUCCGGUGAAGUCAGCGAGAUAUUGAAGGAGAUAUACUUGAUAGAUGUGGUGGUAGAGAACUGUAGGUCGGAUGAGCUAAGGAGAAGUAUACUGAAGAAGGACCGCUCGUUAAGUGAGAUAGAGGAGAUAGCCGCGAGUAUCGAAGACACGGAGAUACAAAUGUUGAAUUGGAAGGGACCAGCUGUUGUGCAGGAACGAUCUGCUUAUGAAAUUGGAAAUGUGCAAAGUGGGAAGAGAUCGUUUCAACACACGGCUUACAGAAGAGGAGAUGCUAGGAACCACCCACUGAAAAGGCAAUCCGCUGUUGACAAUUUCGCUAAUCAGAACAAUCAGUCAUGUUUCGCAUGCGGUGAGCAAGGCCAUUUUGCUAAGUCUACCAACUGCCCCGCGCGAGGUCGUCCAUGUCGGCGAUGUAAACAGCUGGGUCAUUAUGAGAAAAUGUGUCGAAAGCGGAAGAAUGACAUGAAAGUGAUGACCAAGUCGAAAAGGAUCUACAAUGUCGAAAAUGUACCAACGGAGGAGGUGGACUCUCGUUCCGCAUCAGCGGAGAAGGAUACCAAAGAGGAAAAAGUUUAUUACACGUUCUAUGGAGGAAAUCAGACAAAUGUAGUACCAGGGAGAAUUGGAGGCAUACCCAUUCAACUGUUGAUCGACUCCGGUGCGGAUGCGAAUUUGAUCAAACCGGAAACAUGGGAAAUGCUCAAGAGUCGGAAAGUUCACGUGAGGAGUUCUGUUAGAGGAUCGUCCAAAGUCUUGAAAGGAUAUGGUAGUGACAAGCCGCUUACGAUUGCUGGUUCAUUUGUAGCCGAGAUAGUUGUGGGAAGGAAGAAGACAGAAGCGGAGUUUUUCGUUGUAGAGGGUGGUCAGCGAGACAUCUUGGGUGAUAGUACAGCAAAACAGCUUGGCGUUCUGAAGGUGGGUCUACAUGUGAACGAAGUAAGUACCAAGAAAAAGUCAUUCAGCAAGAUAAAAGGCGUACAUGCUGAGAUCCACAUGAAAGAUCAUGUCAAGCCAGUCUUUCAACCACUAGUGUUCCGAUUCCUAUUGAGGAGGCGGUUAACAGAAAUGGUAGGCAAAGCAUCUGGGGAGCCACGAAUUUGUUUGGAUCUUAGACGAGUGAACGAGGCGAUCGUGCGUGAACGUUUCCCCAUGCCUGUUGUGGAGGAGUACUUGGCUCGACUGUGUCACGGAAAGUUGUGGAGCAAAUUGGACAUAAAAGAGGCGUUCCACCAAGUUGAACUGGCUGAGGAGUCGAGAGAUGUUACAACAUUUAUAACAAACCGGGGUCUGUUUCGUUUUAAGAGGUUGCCGUUCGGGUUGGUGACCGCUCCCGAGAUUUUUCAGCGUAUUAUGGAGGAGAUACUGGCGGGGUGUCAGGCCACAAUUGCUCAACCACUUCGUGAAUUAACAAGAAAGGGAACUAAAUUCGAAUGGGGAGUUUCCCAAAAGAAUGCGUUUGAGGAAAUUAAAAAUUCAUUGACGGCAGCUUCAACCCUAGGAUUCUUCGAUCCCUUGGACAAAACAGCAGUAGUGGCGGAUGCUAGCCCUACCGGAUUGGGAGCUGCUUUGGUUCAAACUGAUUCGCAAGGGCAAUCGCGCAUUAUCUCUUUCGCAUCGAAAUCUUUGACAGACACAGAGCGCAGGUGGGUGCUGCGUUUACAGUCUUUUGACUACAAGAUCGUACACAUUCCUGGAGAUAGGAACAUUGCUGACGCGCUUUCACGUCUAUCUAUGUCAAAGGCUGUUCCGUUCGAUCCUAAUGAAGAAAUAUUCAUUAGGGAAGUCGCUGUUUACGCUGCUACUGCUUCUGCUCUUAAAUGGGAUGAAAUUGAAGAAGCUAGUAAGCAAGAUGAAGAAUUGUGCGAAGUAGUACGGUUGAUUAAAAACGAUGACCAACGGAGCUUACCUUUGGCAUUCAAGGUAGUAGCGAAUGAACUUUGCAUCGUAAAUAAUGUUUUGAUGAGAGUGGAUCGUAUAAUCAUUCCUACUAAACUACGGGAGAGGGUGCUAUGUCUCGCUCAUGAAGGUCAUCCAGGGAUGAGAUUGAUGAAAAGUCAUCUUAGGUCAAAUGUAUGGUGGCCAAAUAUGGACCAGCAGGUCGAGAAGUUCGUGAAGCAAUGCAAAGGCUGUACACUAGUGGCAGCACCAAGUGUCCCUGAACCGAUGAUCCGGAAAGAACUCCCGACUCAGCCGUGGGUAGAUGUUGCAGCGGAUUUUCUGGGUCCAUUGCCUGACGGUCAAUAUCUUCUGGUCGUAAUCGACUACUAUAGCCGCUUCAUGGAGGUUGUAGAAAUGAAUUCCAUCACAGCAGCGGACACUGUGGCGGAGCUGGCCAUUAUUUUCAGCCGGUAUGGUAUCCCAGUCACCUUACGAGUAGACAAUGGACCACAAUUCAGUGAAAAAUGCGAAGAAUUCCGGAGUUUUUGUGAGUCUAGUGGAAUACAAAUUGUCAACACCAUACCAUUGUGGCCCGCAAUGAACGGCGAAGUGGAGCGACAGAAUCGGUCCCUGCUUAAGAGGCUAAGGAUAGCGCAAGAGCUGGGAAAAGAUUGGAGAGCUGAAAUGCGGCGCUACUUAUUGACGUAUCAUUCUACAAAUCACACAACAACAGGCAAAUCUCCAGGAGAACUGAUGUUUGGUAGAAAAAUUCGCAGCAAACUGCCUCAAGUUCCACUUACAAGGAUAGAAGAUGGAGAAGUUCGGGAUAGAGACAAGAUCAUGAAGGAAAAAGGGAAAGUCUAUGCAGAUAGCAAAAGGAAAGCUCGAGUAAGCGACAUUGUCGUUGGGGACAGUGUGUUGGUGAAGAGAACAAAAAAGGAUAACAAACUGGACACAACAUUCGCUCCGGAGGAAUACGCAGUGGUGAAGAAACAGGGUAGUGAUACAACAGUUAAAUCUCAGGCAACUGGUAAGGAGCUCCGAAGAAACGUUGCGCACUUGAAGAAACUAGAACGUCCGGAUAGGAUGGAUACUCAACCACAGAAAACAGACGUAUCGUCUCAACAGGAACGAUGA